Messenger RNA from Chaetomium globosum CBS 148.51, 324 nucleotides. RefSeq lists its product as uncharacterized. The record is from RefSeq and is a predicted model, not a curated record. The transcript is spliced from 2 exons. The coding region runs from base 1 to 324 and encodes 107 amino acids. Lineage: Eukaryota; Fungi; Ascomycota; Sordariomycetes; Sordariales; Chaetomiaceae.
AUGGCCCCCCUGCGAACCAUGGACUUCCUACAUUGUCAUGGACUUCCCGUCAGCCAUGGACAACCUCAGCCGCCACCACCUCAGGUCAACCAAGGUGUUGCUCCGCAAGCACAGAUGACUGCCCCCGGGAACCUUACUGUCGACUCCAGCUUGGAAGACGAUGCGGUGGAGGAUGAGGAGGAGCAUGUGUCAAAACGACAGAGGCUGGAAGACAUUCAAGAACCGACACUAGAGGACGAAGCUGUGUUACACGUUCUUUCUGGCCAUAACAAUUCGGAAACGCCAGACGAAUAUACCGGCGAAUACGAGUACGGCGAUGCUUAG